UGUGUCCCGGUCAGUGUUGGCAACGUUUGGAUCAGCUCUGUGAUUCAGCAGGAACUCAACACAAGUGGCAUCUCCUCGAGCAACGGCCAGCAGCAGAGGAGUCUCAUUCUUCACACUGCAUUUAUUCACUAAAUCAGGGGACGACAGAUGGAGAAACAGGUUCUCUUUGGAAUCUUAAAUGAACUGAGCAAUGAAGAGUUUGAGACGUUCAAGUGGUUUCUGAAGGACCGGAGCUUUCUGAAGAACUUCCCAGCGAUUCCCAACACCAAACUGACAGAAACAAAGCUUCCAAUUCACUUAGUGGAUGUGAUGGUCCAGACGUACGUUAAAAAUGCGAUUGAAGUCACCAGAAUGACCCUGAAGGUGAUAAACAGGCAAGAUCUCCUGGAGCAACUACCGGAAUCCAUGCCAGAACCUGCAGGAGCAUCAAGACUGAAUCCUGCUGUAGCUGAGUGUGGACCACACAGAAUGGACACUGGCAGGGUGGACCGUAGUGGAUCACAGAUGUCAAAACCUGGUCUGAAGAAAUAUUUCUAUGAAAUGAUACUGGACAUCAACUCAGCACACAGAUUCCUCAAACUGUCCCACAACAACAGGAAGGCAGAAUGUGCGAGUGAGGUGAUUCAGCCGUAUCCCGAUCAUCCAGACAGAUUUGACAUCUGGUGCCAGGUGCUGUGUUCGACUGCUCUGACCAGCCGCUGUUACUGGGAGGUGGAGUGGAGUGGAGAGGUUCAGAUAGCAGUGACUUACAGAGGAAUAAACAGGAAAGGAGGUAGUCAUGACUGUGUGGUUGGAGAAAAUCCCCAGUCCUGGAGUCUGUGGUGCUCUGCUGAUGGUCACUCUGUCCGUCACAAUAAGAUCAAAUCCAUUCUCCCUCACUCCUCCCUCUCCUCUGGGCGAAUAGCGGUGGAUUUAGAUUAUUCUGCUGGAUCUCUGUCCUUCUAUAAAGUCUCAUCUGGUGAUCUGAUCCACCUCCACACCUACAACACCACAUUUACUGAGCCUCUAUAUGCCGGGUUUUGGUUCGGGCCUCGUUCCUCUGUGUCUCUGUGUGAUGUGUAGGAGGUAGAAUCUCGAUCACAGAACGAAAUCGAGGUGUUAGAGAUAACUUUUGAUUUAAUCUUCAAUUUUCAGCACCGUGAUGUUCCAAUCUUGUUUAUGUUGGUGCUUUUCUUACUUUCAACACCCAGAAAGAUAUGGUCUCAAUGUGUUCUUAGAAGCUGUGAGAACACAUAAAGAAACAGAAUAAACAGUUAUAAUAAUAAUCUGCUUGUGCUUUUUAUUGAUCGGAACAUUCCCUCACAUAUUCACACAGAGACAGUUCGUCACCUCUUCUCCUCCUAGGCUUUAGCCGCAGCAGCAGUGUUGACUGUCAUCUGUUUUAUAUAUUUUCAUUUGUCAUAUUUGGUUAAAAUGAUACUGCAGUGCUUCUAAACUGGUCCACCCCACAAUGUUGAUGAAAUGUUAACGCUUUUUGUUUUGUUUGCAUGAAAUUUACAUCCGAUUCUUGAUUUCUGUCACUUUUCACAUGUGUUUUCACAUUUGUUAGUUAGAUAGUUUGUAUUUGGUUUGAUUUUUCUCCUCCUCAAUCAUGUGACAGGAUUUUUUUUCCCGAAUUUUCUUUGCAGUAUUUGAUUUAUUGCAGUUUGAUCAGCACCCUGAGACUAACCUUAGUAGUUUAGAAUUUUAUUCUUAAUAUCACUUUUGUUAUUUGGUCUUUAUUAAGCCAAUAAAUACCUUAAUCAUCUUUUGUGUAACUGAUGAUUUUAUUUGGUAUAUUCUGAUGCUUUUGGUCUAUUGUUGCAGAUUUAAAGUGAACAUACUUAUAUCAGCUCCUAUAUUAUAGUAUAGUUCUCAUAUUAUAGGACCGAUAUUUGAUAUUUUCUGAAUAUCAAUUGUUAUUUGAUAUUAUUUGGCUUUGACUUCAUUGUGAUCUGUUGAUUUAUUUGUCGCAUUGUGUUUUCCUUUACUCCAAUAAAUAAUGAAAUC
Messenger RNA from Sphaeramia orbicularis (orbiculate cardinalfish), 1989 nucleotides. RefSeq names its product neoverrucotoxin subunit beta-like. The coding region runs from base 148 to 1062 and encodes 304 amino acids. Gene Ontology annotation, molecular function: protein binding. Gene Ontology annotation, biological process: regulation of apoptotic process. NCBI's taxonomy places the organism in Eukaryota, Metazoa, Chordata, Actinopteri, Kurtiformes, Apogonidae. The transcript is spliced from 5 exons. The record is from RefSeq and is a predicted model, not a curated record.